UCCGACCCUCUCUAGACACGAUUUUACUGGUACGACACGGUGGCACGGUGAACGGUUUCAUAAGUUCAGGCCUAAAACUGACGAUGUCUGGGUUCAUUAAUUUAAACAGAAGAAUACCAAAGGUGAUUGGUUCUUUCAGGAGAUAUUGUCAUCAUGGAGCUCCUACAACAAAGAUGUUUAUUGAUGGUCAGUUUCUCGAGUCUAAAACAACUGAAUGGAUUGAUGUGCACAACCCUGCAACAAAUGAAGUUGUGACACGGGUACCAAAAUGUACACAAGAUGAAAUGGAAAGAGCAGUACAAUCAGCAAAGGAUGCUUUCCCAGUGUGGGCUGACCAAUCAAUACUCUCCAGGCAGCAGAUCAUGUUCAAGUUUCAACAGUUAAUAAAAGACAAUAUAGGUGAACUUGCAAAAAACAUUACACUUGAACAAGGCAAGACUCUUGCAGAUGCUGAAGGAGAUGUUUUACGAGGACUGCAGGUGGUGGAGCACACUUGCAGUAUAACAUCACUUCAACUCGGUGAAACUCUUCCCGGCAUCUCCAAGGAUAUGGACACCUUCACCAUGCGACUUCCUUUGGGAGUUGUUGCAGGAAUUACUCCUUUCAACUUCCCCGCUAUGAUUCCAUUAUGGAUGUUCCCAAUGGCAGCUGUAUGUGGUAACACAUGUGUUAUGAAACCAUCUGAACGAGAUCCAGGUGCAACCAUGAUGCUGGUGGAGAUGGCGAAACAAGCUGGAUUCCCUGAUGGUGUUGUCAACGUCAUACAUGGCCAGCAUGAUGCUGUCAACUUCAUCUGUGAUCAUCCUACCAUCAGAGCAAUCUCAUUUGUUGGCUCUGAUCAAGCUGGUAAAUAUAUUUACGAGAGAGGAUCAAAAAGUGGCAAGAGAGUACAGGCAAACAUGGGAGCCAAGAAUCAUGGUGUCAUCAUGCCGGAUGCUAACAAAGAAAACACCUUGAACCAGCUUGUUGGGGCAGCAUUUGGUGCAGCAGGGCAGCGUUGUAUGGCAUUGUCAACAGCUGUAUUCGUUGGUGAGGCAAAGAACUGGAUUCCUGACCUAUUGGAGCGUUCAAAGAAAUUGAAAGUUAAUGCUGGAGACCAGCCUGGUGCAGAUUUGGGACCAGUCAUUUCGCCUCAGGCCAAGGAUCGUAUUUGUACCCUGAUUCAGUCUGGUGUAGAUGAGGGCGCCAAUCUGCUGCUUGAUGGACGCGAGAUAUCUGUACCUGGACUGUCUCUUAUACACAUCUAGAUGUGUAUAAGAGACAGAAUCAGUACUCUCCAGGCAGCAGAUCAUGUUCAAGUUUCAACAGUUAAUAAAAGACAAUAUAGUAAAUGCACUUGUAUGAUCGACACUAAUGAAUCUGAAAUAAUGUUGACAUAUCUUUCUUCUUUGUAGGUUGGUGUCAAUGUUCCUAUUCCUGUACCACUACCAAUGUUCUCGUUUACAGGGUCCAGAGGGUCGUUUAUGGGUGACACCAAUUUCUACGGCAAACAGGGUAUCAACUUUUACACCCAAAUAAAGACAGUCACCCAGUUAUGGAAGUCUGAGGAUGUUACUCACUCUAAAGCCGCUGUAGCGAUGCCAGUGAUGAAGUAAAAUUAAUCCCAUAAGACGUUAUUAUUCAUCCAAUAAUAAAAAAAUAAUAUUUUCAAAGUUUCUGUAUAUUGUACAUAUCAAAGACAAAAUCAUUAUUCAAAUAAAUCAUUUUAUAAUUAAUAAUCAGAAUGCUACAAUUACAAAACUUUGAAGAGAUUUAGAUGGAACAUUUAGAUAUUUGGCAUCAUAAGAAUGAGAUGUGGAUAAUGUUUAUAAUGUGGUGAAUGUCUAUAUUCUUAUGAAAGCCUUUUUAUCACCAGAUUUCUAUUAAAUCAUGAAUGAAAGAACAAAUAUUAAAUUAUGAUUGACAUGCCAGUAAUAUUAGCUAAAAGCUAUGAGGGCAUUUUUUCCCCUACACAUGGGUUUAAGGGUUUUGAUCCAGUCCACACUAGAAUCACAGAGAAGCUAGUUUGAUAUUGAACAGGGUUUGGUUUUGUAGAAACAGUAACUGUGUGAAUGGUCUUUUUAUAUAUGGUCAACUUUGACCUAUUAUAUUUACCGCUAUAAUUGAGAUCAUGUGCAAAUAAAAGUUGUUAUGCAUAUAAAUUGGAUUUUGGUGGCUACUCUAAUUAGGAAAGUGGACAAGAGGAAUGAUCCCAUUUAAAAAAAAUGCCUAAGAAUACUUGGAGAGUAAAGAAAAUUAUGAGGCGAUUAAACAUGGGUACAAGUUGACUAAAUAUUAUUGUUCCAAAUGAAUGGUUCAAUUAACAUGGUCUUUUCCCUAAAGUAUAUGUAUCACAUGCUUAGAUAUUUGUACCAUAGUUAGCAAACUUGUAUUUUCUGUAAACAGGUUUGUUAAUUACUAGAUUUGUAUUAUCCCAAAGUUGAAGGUCCUAGCCCUAAGCCCUAUAGUACAUAUUAUCAUAACCAAGAUUUAAAUUAAAAUUUCUUUAAUGUUUUGGUUUCGGGCAUUUGACAUUUUUCUAUUACCUCUUGCAGCGCGUCCUCAGAUUAAAUGCUAGGCCCUCGCUUGCCUGAACUGUACCUAAAUAUUAACUCUCUAAACAUAAUUGCAUCUAAAUGGGCUAAUCAAGUUAACUUGUUUGCCAACACACCCAUGUAUCAUUAGUUUCUCGUAUGUUAUGUCUGUUAAAAACAGAAUGAAGUGAUGGCAAAUAAAGUACUCUUAUUGAAA
Messenger RNA from Anneissia japonica, 2730 nucleotides. RefSeq names its product probable methylmalonate-semialdehyde dehydrogenase [acylating], mitochondrial. Gene Ontology annotation, cellular component: mitochondrion. Gene Ontology annotation, molecular function: methylmalonate-semialdehyde dehydrogenase (acylating, NAD+) activity; malonate-semialdehyde dehydrogenase (acetylating, [NAD(P)+]) activity. Lineage: Eukaryota; Metazoa; Echinodermata; Crinoidea; Comatulida; Comatulidae. Gene Ontology annotation, biological process: thymine catabolic process; L-valine catabolic process. The record is from RefSeq and is a predicted model, not a curated record. The transcript has 13 exons.